This is a messenger RNA of Harpegnathos saltator (Jerdon's jumping ant), 798 nucleotides long. RefSeq lists its product as uncharacterized. The record is from RefSeq and is a predicted model, not a curated record. Bases 1 to 798 code for a protein of 265 amino acids. The transcript has a single exon. Gene Ontology annotation, molecular function: catalytic activity. Lineage: Eukaryota; Metazoa; Arthropoda; Insecta; Hymenoptera; Formicidae.
AUGGCUGAGCGCGGUGCAGGCUUAGGAGUGGCGGCGGAGCCCUAUAAAAUCCCCAAUAAUCAUCCCAGAUGGUUCGGGGACCAAUUGGGCUCCGUCGCCAUUGUAUGGAGGGCAAAUGAAAGUUCGCCUCCUGCUGUCCUGUUGGAAAGCGGGAGACACUUUGUCGUGGUCAGGUGGGGGGUCCUGAUAGUGGUCGGGGUCUACCUCCCCCCAGCAAAGAGCCUGGGCCUACCUAAUUACGGAUCCAGGCUCGAUGAUAUAGGGAAGGCCAUGUUACGGUACCUCUCUGGGCCUGUCAUCAUCGCCGGGGACUUUAAUGCAAAGUCACUGCUGUGGGGUUCCCGGCGGGGUGACAGGCGGGGAAUAGUGGAAGAAUGGACUGCGGGCCUGGACUUGCACUCAAUAAAUGAGGGGAACAAAUCCACGUUCGUGGGGCCGCAAGGGGAGUCUAUAAUAGACCUCACUUGGGGUACCCCUGCGGCCCUGAAAAGGGUGCAGUCUUGGAGGGUGGCGGACGACUUGGAAUCCCUCUCGUAUCAUCUUUUGAUCGAAAUGGAGUUGUCCGUCACCCUCAAGGGCCUGGGGCCACAAAACAAGGAUGAACCCCGACCAGGAAGAUGGGCCCUGAGCAGACUCGAUACAGAGGCUCUCGAGCUGUCUCUGGAGGUUGCCACCUGGCCACGACAAGAGAAAGGGCAGGACCUCGACUCUGCGGUAUCGGACUUCAUCAUUGCACUUGCGUGCAACGAGUCCAUGCCCAGAGUCAGGUCCUGCCCAAAAAGGUCCGCCUGGUGGUGA